Triticum dicoccoides is the source of this 724-nucleotide messenger RNA. RefSeq lists its product as uncharacterized. The record is from RefSeq and is a predicted model, not a curated record. The transcript is spliced from 2 exons. Bases 58 to 432 code for a protein of 124 amino acids. NCBI's taxonomy places the organism in Eukaryota, Viridiplantae, Streptophyta, Magnoliopsida, Poales, Poaceae.
GUCGUCGUACACGCCGUGCAAUUCUUAAUCAGGAGAAGAAAAGGAGAGCAUCCAGCCAUGGCAGAGGAGAGGAGCCCCCUGCACCUGCCUCGCCACAAGGAGGAGGACAAGGAGGGGGAGGAGAAGCAGCAUGGCCACGACCACGGCCACAACCACAGCCACGGCCACGACCAGCGGGAGCACGCCGGCGGGAGGGGGGUGGACAUGGACCUGCCGGCGACGUACGUCAACAUGGGCUCCAUCGCCACCGCGGGCGUUCUCGACUGGAGGUACCAGAAGGCGACAGGGGAGAAGAGGCCGGACAAGGUGACCGGAUUGAUCAGCGCGGAGCAGGCCAAGGAGGCCGAGCGCAGGGAGGCCGAGGAGCGCCAGGCGGAGGAGGAGGAGGGCGGGGCCGCCUGGGCCAAGAACAAGCACGUGUAUCAGUUCUGAUCGAUCGCCGCCGGGCGCCGCGGCCAGCCGUGCAUCUCGCGGCAGAUGGUGUUCUGAACGGAAAAAGUUCGCGAGAGAUGAUGGUGUGCAUGUAUCCACCGCUCACCGUCACUUGGAGAUUCGUGCUACGUUUUCUUGUUUUGUCAAAAGCUUGUCUUGUUUCAGAGUGUUGCAUGAUGUUUCUCUUUUUAAAAAUUAUCGUGAUGUUUCGAUGUGUAUAUCAGUAAAAUAAGAGAGUACUCAGUUCAAAUAAAAAUAAAAAUAAGAGAGUACUCGUCAGAUUUGUACGUAA